Messenger RNA from Laccaria bicolor S238N-H82, 3411 nucleotides. RefSeq lists its product as uncharacterized. The transcript is spliced from 15 exons. The record is from RefSeq and is a predicted model, not a curated record. NCBI's taxonomy places the organism in Eukaryota, Fungi, Basidiomycota, Agaricomycetes, Agaricales, Hydnangiaceae. The coding region runs from base 1 to 3411 and encodes 1136 amino acids.
AUGGGUACAGGUUUCUGGAGUGAUACCUGUGCACCCAUGCUGUUUGCUUAUCUGUUACCAAUUGUUAGGUUACCUACGCCGAUAAAGCAAAAAGAAAUCUUGACCCUCGAAAUUAUUCGAGUACGGGGAAUCGAACCCCGAGCUACCGCGAUCCCAACUUCACCCCGCGACCCACGGUACUACAUUCCUCGACGCCCGUCUCCCCUUAGCCUCCCACCGCUCGCGCCCCACAUGGCCUUUCAGGGCCCUUCGACACACCAUGUUACCUUCCAAGCACCCUCUCACGGUUUCCAGGCUUUUGCGGCUUUGGCCGUUCCGAACACCGCUCAUGAGCAGGGCGGGAGAGUGUACAAGGAACCGCGAUACCCACUAGAAGCCCAGCGGCGGUUUCUUUCUGAAGCAAGGAAGGCAUUGAAUGAGGUAAAGAGGGACAAGGAUGAGGAACAGCCGAAAUCGCCCUGCCAAACACUGCCCCCGCCUUCACCGACGACGACGCAACAACAGCCCAAAGCGCAGUCGUCUCCGACGUUGACUCUCCCCCUUACUCCUCUCAGCGGCGCGAGUACUGUAUCGCAGUACUCCCAGCUGGGCGACGAGGACGAUCACGAGACACAGGAGAAACGUAAGGGCGGCGUUUUCUGCUGCAUUGGCGUACCAUGGUUCCGGAAUAGUCCCAAGCCCCCAGUCGUUCCCGUGGGCGAGCCUGCGAUGCGGCAAGUUUCCGCAACGCAUCGCCUCAUUUCAACGAUUAUCUAUGCGAAUAUACAUGAAUUUACCACCUCUAACCUUUCCGUAAUGUCUACUCCUCGAAAAAGAUCUGUUCCUGAUGAAAAUUCCCCACCUGCCAGCACCUUCAUUCCGUACACUACACCACCAAUAUCAACUGUCAAACGAGUGUGGCGGCAGGUUCUCAAGGAUGUUACACCUGCCCAACUCAAUGAAGCAUGUCAAUCUUGGAUCGAAAAACAAAAGGAGAGGGCUCAAGAGGAGGAGCUUAGGUUGAGGGAGGCUGAAGAAGAGAAGGAGAGGCAGACAACUGAGCGGCUAUCCGACGCUCUAUGCGUAUCUAUCCGAACUCCUGCCACCAACGACCGACAGCUUUCAUCUCAGGUCACCCAAAUGCUUUCUCAUCACGGCAUCCAUAUCAUCGAGUCCAUUCACCAGUGUCAACCUGCAGCAACAGAUGCUUGGAUGGCUGCUAGGUUGAAGACCCUGCUUGUCGAAGAAGGAGUUCAACUCGGCAGUGACUUUUCCCUCGCCAACCUCUUGACUGACGCUCGAACCGCUGCACCAAAUUUCUUUUCUUUUCUUUGCGAUCUGAACGGGUAUUCCGCUGAUGCGACGCUUGAGCGACACAAGAAAAAGGAUGUUGUUCUUAGCACUGUUAUGUGUAUCAUUGCCCAAACAAAGAACGAAAAGGCAAGUGAAUUUCAGCUUGUAACAGCCAUUUACCUCCUCGCAAGUGGAGCGUCUCGCUCGCUUUUCAACGUACUCAAUCACGCUGGCUUCUCUCUCUCGUACUCAUCCGCGAUGGACAAGAUCAAACUCAUGGGGAAAGAACGGCUACAGUGCAUCUGGUCCUUGGUCCGCGAGAAGGUGUGUAUGGUCAUUUGGGACAACAUCAACAUUGCCUUUCGCGUGAAUGAGCAGCGACAAGCCGCGAAGAAUCAUUUCGAUAACGGAACGACUGCCACUCUACUCCCACUUUUCAACGUUCCUUACGGUUCCAUCCCUCUUUCGGUAUUGCCAUCACGUCAGGUUCGACGGAAUGUCUAUGAUUUCCAACCCCAUAUCGAUCUUCUACCAACCGCCGACCAAGUUUCAGAGCUCCAGACUUCCAUGAUCUGGCAUAUCGAAGACAUCCUGCUCAACACAUUUCCAGACAUUCGUCAGUGUCUGAAAGGCGUUGAUUUGUCUCCCCCCAUGGUCCUUGCAAUCCCAGUUCAUAAAACAGAACAAUAUCCACUUCCUGCCACGCUCAUUGAUGAAUCGACAAUUGAUGGUACACUUGACAUCGUCGAUCAUAUAUUUUUCCGCACGUUAGGUCUCACUGAAGAUGAGAUAAAGAAGCAUGGGCCCUUUCUCAGUGCUUCUGCAUCUCGACGAACAGAUACUUCCCUUGUCGAUAGCCCUGGAAAGUUCAUGAAACCUCAAAUUGGUCUCUUCCACGGAAAGGUGGCCGGAAGUCGAUGCACGGCCAACGAACACUGGGGUGUCCUGAAUAGCAAGUCCCCUUGGUCUCUCUGGCGAAUGAACACCUUACUUGGCUGGAAACCCAUCACAGCUGGUUGGAAAGCCAAGCAGCUGCCGCCAUUUCGACCCAUUAUGGAGCUCAUGUUGCAGCUGGCACUUCUGGCAAACAUCCUUGAUGGUUUUCGUUUGUACUGUCCAGGUAAUGACCUCAAAAAAUGGACCUCGCAGAUUAAGACCCGUGAGGAGCUUUCCCGGGUUUCGAAAGCUGUUUUCGAGGAACUUUUUUCAGCUCAGCGGGUAACCAAACUUCGUAAACUCAAGACGCGUGACGUUCCUCUCGAAAAUAUCAUUUUAUUCAACCGUGACGCUCUUAUACUCCUUGUGCUUACUGCAGCUAUCAAACAAGGGGAUAUCGGAACAGUGAUUAAUGUCCUUGCACACUGGGUACUCAUGUUUCAUGGGUCAGGAAAGAUGCCAAAGUAUGCCGAUGCUCUUUUUCACACUCUUAUGGAUUUGAAAACAAUGCACCCUCGUCUUCGCAAUGCCUACUUGAUGAAUUGGUUGGCCAAUUUAUCGGGCAGGCCAAAUGGCUUCAAAGAGAUGGACUUACUUCAAGAGCAUCAAAAUUUCUGGCUUAAGAUUAUUUACAAUGCCAAAGGCUCUAACCGGAGCUGGGAAUGGCUUGCGAUGGUCUCUGUUUCAAUAUUUGCCCUUCGGGAAGUCAUUCGCCAGGUUCAGACCCACUUCAAAACACCACGCAACAGUAAUUCCCACACAAGUCCAUCCACUGAAGCUGAUGUCCAGAUCAUCCACAAUUACCUUGUGGCUAAUAUGAUUCAAAGCUAUACACCCAGUCGCUUGAAUAAUGAAUGGGCAACUCCCUCACAGGAUCUCAUGGUUGCAGGUGCCGUUUACGCAACAACCGCAUCAGCCUAUCGAAAUUUCCGGCCAGACAAAAGACAUGCAUAUUUUGCGUCUGGGACCAGCAGCCCCAAAACUUCAAGUGUCGAAGAGACUCCAGACCCAUGUGACUUUCAGGAAGACCCAGGACUUGAUCUUGGGGAUCUGAGCUUGGAUGAUGAAGAAUUCCCUGCAGAGUUAGAUCCGGAACAGCUACGUGGUCAUGAUUCCGACGGAGUCUUCUUCUCCGAGCGCCGCGAGCAAAUCAAGCCAUUCGUUUCUACCCUUUGUAUCACGAUGCGCGGGGGGCCUGCCUGA